AUGUCUGAGAAAGGACUAACCAAGACCCAGGCAAAGAUGAUUGCCUGGACAUCCAUUACCGUUCUUUUGGGAGCGGUAUGGUUUGCUACUUCGCGGUCAUCACCCACCCAGGUUCAAUGUCGCUGCUUUCCGGGUGACACGUGUUGGCCAUCCUCUGGCAAAUGGGAUGCGCUCAACAAGACUGUCGAAGGCAGAUUGAUAGCUACGAUCCCAAUUGCCAGUCCAUGUCACGAUACCUUCCCAGGCAUCAGCUACGAUGCCGACAAAUGCGCCGAGAUUCAGGCAAACUGGCCACGACCCGCGUUUCACGACGAGACUACACACUCCCCCAUGGCCCCAUUCUUUCCCAAUAUGAGUUGUGAUCCAUUCACUCCUCGCGAUGCUCAGUGUAUCAUAGGUGCAUAUGUGCCUUAUGCUGUUAACGCUUCUUGUGUUGCGGAUUAUCAGGCCACAUUGGCAUUUGCGACGAAAAAUAACAUUCGUUUAGUCAUCCGAAACACUGGUCAUGAUUAUAUGGGCAAAUCUACAGGCGCUGGUGCGCUGGCUUUGUGGACUCAUCACAUCAAAGAGAGAUCUAUUCUGGACUACAAGUCCGUUGCUUACACAGGCAAGGCGAUGAAAAUAGGCGCUGGUGUACAAGCUUCCGAAGCCCAGGCGACAGCAAAUGCUCAGGGUUAUGUUGUUGUGGAAGGAGACUGCCCAACUGUGGGAAUAGCGGGAGGCUACACUCAGGGAGGCGGGACCAGCCCGCUUGAGUCUAAGUUUGGACUCUCAGCGGAUCAAGUGUUAGAGUGGGAGGUGGUCACUGGAACGGGAGAACUUCUCACAGCGACGCCAAGUCAAAAUUCGGAUUUGUACUGGGCUCUUGCUGGUGGUGGAGGCGGCACAUACGGUGCUGUGUUAUCCAUGACAGUGAAAUUGCAUAAAAACAUGCCGACCACCGGUGCUACUCUUACCUUCAUAGAGCCAUCCGAUAAGUACUGGGACGUGAUUCAAACAUUCCUGAUAAAUAUGCAAGCAGUGCUCAAAGCAGGUGCUUCACUCUAUUGGCAGGUUUUGCCCGGAAAUAUGUUCUACAUGCCACAGUCGCACUCAACUAAAGUAACAUCUCAUACGGUAACUUUCUCUUCUACCGACUUCCCCGCGUUUCAGGACGCUUUCUAUACUUUGAACCCUGACAUGAAUAUCACGGAGCUCAAUCUUGGAGGAAGUAUCAUUCCACGUUCUCUCGUAGCAUCCAAUAGCUCCACCACCUCGUUAGUUAACGGCAUUAAAUCUAUCUUGAAUAAUGGUGGUAUCCUGGCAGGUGUUUCCAUGGAUAUUAGCCAGGCGCCUACCCAUCCUAAUUCUGUCCAUCCCGACUGGCGCAACUCGUUAUUCCUGGCGUUCCUCGGCACACUUUACAAUCGAUCCAACAUGACCGCCAAUCUUCUCGGCCAAAAAACCGUGACUAACGUGCUAGACCCGGCUCUGGAAAGGCUAGUUCGCAAUCCUGCUGCCUACCUCAAUGAAGCCGAUUUCAACCAGCCAAAUUGGCAGCAGGUUUUCUAUGGUGCAAACUAUGCAAAACUUCUGUCUAUUAAGGAUAAGUACGAUCCGAAUGGCAUUUUCUGGGGUCCAACUGUCGUGGGAAGCGAAGCAUGGACAGCUGCCGCGGAUGGACGGCUCUGCAAGACAAGGCAUUGA
Molecule: messenger RNA, 1686 nt
Organism: Sclerotinia borealis F-4128
Lineage: Eukaryota; Fungi; Ascomycota; Leotiomycetes; Helotiales; Sclerotiniaceae
Source: the annotation of a GenBank genome assembly